Cercospora beticola is the source of this 468-nucleotide messenger RNA. RefSeq lists its product as uncharacterized. Lineage: Eukaryota; Fungi; Ascomycota; Dothideomycetes; Mycosphaerellales; Mycosphaerellaceae. The record is from RefSeq and is a predicted model, not a curated record.
AUGAAUUCCACUCAAUCCACCACAGACCUGAGGCAACGUAUCGAACAGACAGCUCGAUCAUUCCUCUUCAGAUUCGAAGAGAGCUCAACAAAGAACGAGGCCUCAAUCAUCAAUUUCGACGUCAUGGAAGAUUGCACUCGACAUAUGCUACCUGCGUCUGUAAACCAGACUUUCCAGCUUCCAAAGGAUUUUUUCUUCGAUAACAAGACCUAUCAGGAAGCCGUAGCCAACGACAUCAAGGUGCUCAAAUUCAAGAACAACGUCCUUUCCAACUUGGUCAUCGACACUGAAGCCAGACUGGCCACCUUUACGUCCAUCGCUGAAAUACAUCCUGUCGAUGGCUCAGAUUGGUACUCUGCCGAGCAAGCCUGGUACCUAUAUUUCAACGACGAUGGGUCCAAGGUCGCUAAGGUGGUGGAGUUCUGCGACAAAGACGUUCUCGUGAAAAUGGCGAGCGCAUCCAAGUAA